Messenger RNA from Schizosaccharomyces octosporus yFS286, 1937 nucleotides. Its product is annotated as transcription factor TFIID complex subunit A/SAGA complex subunit. The record is from RefSeq and is a predicted model, not a curated record. Gene Ontology annotation, biological process: RNA polymerase II preinitiation complex assembly; DNA-templated transcription initiation. Gene Ontology annotation, molecular function: DNA binding; TBP-class protein binding; protein heterodimerization activity. The transcript has a single exon. NCBI's taxonomy places the organism in Eukaryota, Fungi, Ascomycota, Schizosaccharomycetes, Schizosaccharomycetales, Schizosaccharomycetaceae. The coding region runs from base 209 to 1576 and encodes 455 amino acids. Gene Ontology annotation, cellular component: SAGA complex; SLIK (SAGA-like) complex; transcription factor TFIID complex.
CCUUUUUUAAGUUAUUUUUUUAUCCAUUCAUUUUCAGUAAAAUACUUCUGGUUUUUUCGUUUGCUUGUCUGGCUGAACGAUACCUCUUCCCUACUACGCAUGCCAUAUUCCACUUGUCGACUGCAAAUUUUGGAAUAGCCAGUGAAAGCUCCACUUACUGAAAAAAAGAGUUAGGGUAUUUCUUAAUUUUUUUUGUUAUUCAAUCAAAAUGAAUGGGCAACAUUCUGGACCAGGAACGCCAGUUCAACGCCCAGCAAGUGGUUCUGUAAAUCAGGCAGCUUUGAAUCAACAACGGGCAAACCAACUUACGAAUUUAUUACAUACCAUGUCUAUUUAUCAACAAAAUGCUCAAAAUUUGGGAUUAAAUACGCCUCAAGGCCAAGUAUAUUUGUUACAGGCACAAGCUAUUCGCCGUCAGCUUCAAGCACAUGCGCAAUCGGGGCAAUUGCCAAACCAGCAACUUUUACAACAGUUACAAACUAAUGGAUCGUUUCCACAGCGUACUCCGGAGCCAACUGCUGUCCCACCUCGUUCCCGACAUCAGUUGAGUCCUCAAGAACAAACAAUGCUAGUUGUUCGACAUAGACAACUUCAAACUGCUCAAAAUUAUUUGACGGAGAUGAAGGAAACACAUGAAAGAAUUAAGAAGGAACUAACAACAAACGAAAACCUUGACUCUACAACUCGUGAAACAUUGGUGAAACAAGAAUCUGAAUUAACUGUUAAGAUUGCUCAAUACACGGCUGCAAUUUCCAACGGAAUCCGUUCUAUCCAACAAUUACAGAAUCAACAAUUACAGAACCGUCAAUUAUCGGGAACGGUAAACAAUAGCGGUUCAGUUACCCCUAACGGUGCUUUAGGUGCUGAUGCUAGAAGUGCAGCUAGUACUCCUCAGUUGCAGCGAUCUCAGUCUCAGCCAAACGCGAAUCAGCAAAAAACACCAUUUGAUAACCCAAUUGGAAGUGCAGCAGUUAAUGAUUCUAACGUAGUAAAUAACCUGAAUGUAGAAGGUGCAGACGCUGGUUCCUCCACUCCUCAGCAGGCUGGGAGCAUGGAUAGCAAAAUGCAAAACUCUUCUUUCAUGACCAAUAAUCAUUUAGGGAAACUUGAUGCGAAGUCUCCUGUCCCAUUUGCUAUGCCACCUGGACGUGCAACCUUAACUGGUGGCUAUGCUUCUGGAAAUGUGGGUCUCAGUACCCCGGGUCUUGCUCGUGCUCCUCAUUAUGAAUUAGACAAUGGAAAUCGUCUUUUGUCUAAGAGAAAGCUAAAUGACUUAUUGCAACAGAUUGAUUCUGAGAAGCAUUUAGAACCUGAGGUGGAAGAGUUGUUGCUUGAAAUUGCUGAUGAAUUUGUUGAGUCGGUAACGAAUUUCGCUUGUCGUCUAGCAAAACAUCGUAAAUCUGAUACGUUGGAUAUGAAAGAUGUCCAACUUCACUUGGAGAGAAACUGGAAUAUCCGUUUACCUGGUUUCGCUAGUGAUGAUGUUGUGAAAAGUGUUCGAAAGUCCGGUCCUACGCCUUCUUAUCAGCAAAAGCAAGGUGCUAUCGGCACUGCAAAGGCUUUAAGUAAAGAUUAAUACAAACGUUUUUGAUGUGACUAAGCAUUCACGUUGUAUAUGUCCAUUGGUUAAGGGUUUAAUAUCUUUAUUCUCCUUGUUUGACUUACAUUACUCUUAGGUGUUCCACCUUUCACCUCCUCACGCAACGAUCUUUGCCGACCAUUUGCUUGUUAAAAUUAUAAGCACAUUCAUUCAUCGUUAAACUGAACUUUGAUGAUUGUAGGCCAUAAUUCUUGUUGGUGAUGAGUAUACGGACAGGACCUUUAAUUCUUGUAAAUUACUGUAUCAUAGUCUAAAACUUGACUUUCUUCUUAUUUUGUCGAUGAUUAUUACAUUGCUACGAAAAAUAUGUACAUCUCCAUAAAAAUUUCACUUGAAU